GUUAUUCGAACGGUAUUAACUUAUGGUAUCCCACACAAAUAAUUGGGAAAAUUUACUUCUGUAUGUGCAGUGAGUUUAAAACAGACGGCUUCUACAGGAGUUUACUGAAGAACCGAGGUAUAAAAACAAACUUCCCCGAGCUGGACAAUCUACCAUCAACUACUCGUCGAUAGGUCAAAUCAAUCAGUGCGUUACUGUUGAACGUUUCGAUAAGCUGUCCCUAUCACAAGCGAGUCGAGAGAAAAUAUGGAACGUUGGAUCGGAAAAGUAGCGGUCGUAACGGGUGCCAGUUCCGGCAUUGGAGCGGUCAUUGCUCGGGAGCUGGCCAAAGCUGGAAUGGUUACUGUGGGAUUGGCUCGGCGAGUGGAACGUGUUGAAGCAAUCAAGAGCCAGCUAGAUAAGGACAGGGCUAGCAAAUUGCAUGCGUUGCGAUGUGACGUCUCGAAGGAAUCGGACAUUGUCAGCGUUUUUGAAGAAAUUGAAAAGCGCUUCGGUGGAGUUGAUGUAUUGAUCAACAAUGCAGGGGUAGUGCGGGACACGGCCUUGUUCCGAGACGAUGGCGCUCAGCUUUUGAGAGACAUUUUGGAUACCAAUGUAAUCGGAUUGACUUUGUGUAGCAGGAAAGCGCUCAAGUCGAUGAAGGAACGAUCGGUGGAUGGACACAUCAUUCAUAUUAACAGUAUUGCGGGUCAUAGAGUUUUGAACUUCCCGCACAUGAACAUGUACUCGGCCAGUAAAUUUGCCGUGACGGCCAUUACGGAAACUAUGCGGAACGAGCUACGCGAAAUGAAGUCCAAAGUUAAGGUUACCAGUGUCAGCCCUGGCGUUGUGAAGACGGAAAUCGUCGAUGGACUGGAUGAUCAUCGGGAUUUUCCCAAGCUCGAGUGUGAAGACAUUGCCAAUGCUGUGUUGUAUGCCCUCGGCACUCCGCCGCAUGUUCAGGUCCACGAAAUCAUCAUCAAACCCGUAGGUGAGGCUUUCUAAACAGGAAGUGGUCCAACAACAAAAAAAAACGCAUUACUUUAAAUAAAAACAAUCAAAUAAAUCGAAAAUUUCCUUGAGCUCC
Uranotaenia lowii is the source of this 1066-nucleotide messenger RNA. Its product is annotated as farnesol dehydrogenase-like. Lineage: Eukaryota; Metazoa; Arthropoda; Insecta; Diptera; Culicidae. Gene Ontology annotation, molecular function: oxidoreductase activity. The transcript has 3 exons. Bases 247 to 984 code for a protein of 245 amino acids. The record is from RefSeq and is a predicted model, not a curated record.